Messenger RNA from Erythranthe guttata (spotted monkey flower), 1324 nucleotides. RefSeq names its product AT-hook motif nuclear-localized protein 16. Gene Ontology annotation, biological process: vegetative to reproductive phase transition of meristem. Gene Ontology annotation, cellular component: nucleus. NCBI's taxonomy places the organism in Eukaryota, Viridiplantae, Streptophyta, Magnoliopsida, Lamiales, Phrymaceae. Gene Ontology annotation, molecular function: DNA-binding transcription factor activity; minor groove of adenine-thymine-rich DNA binding. The record is from RefSeq and is a predicted model, not a curated record.
UAAUGCUGUUAAUAUAUUAUCCCAAAAUUAUAAGAAAUUCGAUAUAUAAUUGUUGGGGGAAAAGGCAAUUGGCAUGAAAGAAAAUAAUCAGAUAGAAGUUAGGAAAAGGAAGCACACACUCUAAUCACACUAUUACAAUAUAAUUUAUCUUACUUAACCAUAUCCUAAUCCACAAUUAAUUUCCAUUUCUUAUUUCUCAUCACAAACUUAUGCAUAUCAAUAAUUAUCAUCACUCCUCACAAUUUUUCUCCCUACAUAAACGCCUCCCUAAUUUCCACAUCAACACACAAAUCAAGAAAAUAUAUAAUAAUUAAUUAAAAAAGGAAAAAGAAAAAAAAAAUCAUUAAUUAAUUAAUUAGCAGCUGAUAUUAAUGGCGGGUGGAGCAGACGCGCUGGACUCAAGAGGCAUCGUGACAGUCGCCGCCGGAGAGACACUCCGCCGGCCACGUGGACGUCCGGCGGGAUCGAAGAACAAGCCGAAGCCGCCGAUCAUCAUCACUAGGGAUAGCGCCAAUGCUCUGAAAGCCCAUGCAAUGGAGGUCACCUCCGGCUGCGACGUCGGCGAGAGCCUCACCACCUUCGCCCGCCGGAAGCAGCGCGGCAUCUGCGUGCUCAGCGCCACCGGCUGCGUCACCAACGUCACGCUCCGGCAGCCGUCCUCGGCGGGCUCCGUCGUCACCCUCCACGGCCGCUUCGAGAUCCUCUCCCUGCUCGGCUCGAUUCUGCCGCCGCCGGCGCCGCCGGGUGUGGCGGGACUCGCGGUGUACCUCGCCGGAGCUCAGGGGCAGGUUGUGGGCGGCAGCGUGGUGGGGCCGCUUGUAGCCUCUGGCCCGGUCGUGAUCAUGGCCGCGACUUUCAUGAACGCCACCUUCGACCGCCUGCCGCUGGAUGAGGACGACGGUGGUGAUGAGAUGCUCGCCGCCGCCGUCAGCGGCGGCGGCGGCGGCCAGCAGUAUCAGAAUAACAGGCGGCGCCACCAUGUCGAUCAUGUUCCGGAUCAUGUGUACGGGAUUCCGCAGAAUUUGCUGGCGAAUGGUACAUUGGGCACUGAUGGUUAUACCUGGGCUUCGGGCCGGGCCCCAUCGAAGCCCUAAAUUGAUUGAAAAUUAAAUUCUGUAUUAUUUUGGCUAAUUAUGCAAAAUUGUGAUAGUUCAAUUUUAUUUUAUUUUAUCUUAUUUUAUUUUGCAAGGCGAUAAAUGUAAUUACUGCUUAUGCAAAAAGAUGCGCAAGCAAAAGAAACCUUAAUUACACUUCUACCUCAUGUCUUAAUUAAUUUCAUAUUUCAAGUAUUUUAGUAUUUCUAACAUGCUUAAAACUUAAAUAU